AACGCUUCAGGAAUUUUUAAAGCGCUUUUAUUCACUCACUCUCGCGUCUCGUGCUACGUGUUAUAGUUUUAUUUGUGUCUCUUUGAUUUGUUUCAUUGGUAGGUCGUCGCGUAAGUUACGUUCGUGUCUACCAUCUGUUGCUUUAAAGUAACGUUGAUAUUUCCAUUGCGUAUUCGUGAAGGAUCUGACCAGCGAUUUUAAUCAUGUUUCCUGAGAGCAGCACUGGGUACAGCUAUGAGGAUUGCCAGGCCACAGCUGACUGGCUUCUGUCCCAGACUGCAGUGCGUCCUCUGGUGGGCAUCGUGUGCGGUUCGGGUUUGGGUGGACUGGCUGACGCAUUGAAAAACCAGGUGGCUUUCAACUACAGGGACAUCCCCAACUUCCCCCAAAGUACAGUGCACGGUCACGCAGGCCGGCUGGUGUUUGGCACUUUGAAGGGUAGACCAUGUGUCUGCAUGCAGGGACGGUUUCAUCUCUAUGAGGGUUAUCCCAUCCAAAAGAUUACGAUGCCUAUGCGGAUAUUCAAACUGCUGGGUGUGGAGACUGUGAUUCUCACCAACGCCGCUGGCGGUCUGAACCAGGACUAUAAAGUAGGCGACAUCAUGAUCAUCAAAGAUCAUCUCAACAUGCCUGGAUUUGCUGGAAACAACCCUCUGGCUGGACCCAAUGACGAAAGGUUUGGCGUUCGUUUCCCCUGCAUGUCGGACGCAUACGAUCGAGAGCUUCAGCAGAUGGCGCUCGACGUGGGUUCGGAGCUCGGUUACAGCGACUUCCUGCGAGAGGGCGUGUACUGCGUUCUAGGAGGACCGUCGUUCGAGACAAUCGCGGAGUGUCGCAUGCUGCACAAGCUGGGAGCUGAUGCUGUCGGCAUGAGUACGGUUCACGAGGUGAUCGUGGCACGGCACUGUGGGAUGCGCGUCUUCGCUCUGUCUUUGAUCACUAAUAAGGCGGUGAUGAACUACGACAGCGAGGAAAAGGCCAAUCAUGAGGAAGUUCUGCAGACGGGCAAACAGAGGGCGGAGCAGCUGGAGAGGCUGGUGUCCACCAUAGUCACCCGGCUAGAGCACAACAACAAUUUCGCUUAAGACUGUUCUCAGAUCAGAUCUUAAUCAGAUCAGUCACAGACUAAAGAACGCAGACUUAUACAGGUCAAUUCCAUUUAGCUCCCACUUAUUUAUGUUUGUUGAGUCUUAUUUUACAAUGCGAAAUGGUUAUAAAGCCUUUUGGUCUGUGAUAUUUUGCUCUUAUGUAUAAACCCCGUAAACGGGAGAGUGCUUAUUUUUAUUAAAGAAAAACGACAAAUAAUUGUUACAUUCCUCUUAAUGCUAAAACUAAUGUUUCUUAUUUCUAAGUUAACGUUUACCAUUUGUUACGAUGUCUUAAUUUAAAAGGUGAAUUCUCUGUAAAACUUUAAUUGCUUUGUAGUAUUUGUCAGUAGAUGUACAGUAAAGGUCCGUCUUGUGUGUUUUAUAACAUUUAUUAGUAAAAUUUGUUAUUUAUUA
Messenger RNA from Sinocyclocheilus rhinocerous, 1502 nucleotides. RefSeq names its product purine nucleoside phosphorylase 5a (gene pnp5a). Lineage: Eukaryota; Metazoa; Chordata; Actinopteri; Cypriniformes; Cyprinidae. Bases 204 to 1085 code for a protein of 293 amino acids. Gene Ontology annotation, molecular function: purine-nucleoside phosphorylase activity. Gene Ontology annotation, biological process: nucleoside metabolic process. Gene Ontology annotation, cellular component: cytoplasm. The transcript has 6 exons. The record is from RefSeq and is a predicted model, not a curated record.